Podospora bellae-mahoneyi is the source of this 2604-nucleotide messenger RNA. RefSeq lists its product as uncharacterized. Gene Ontology annotation, cellular component: PCNA complex. Lineage: Eukaryota; Fungi; Ascomycota; Sordariomycetes; Sordariales; Podosporaceae. Bases 835 to 2604 code for a protein of 589 amino acids. The transcript has 4 exons. The record is from RefSeq and is a predicted model, not a curated record. Gene Ontology annotation, biological process: leading strand elongation; mismatch repair; translesion synthesis. Gene Ontology annotation, molecular function: DNA binding; myosin binding; DNA polymerase processivity factor activity.
CUUCGAGUUGAAUAUCUUGAAGCUGCAUCUGAAGCUGCCAUAGGCUGCUACCGAGGACAGGAUAGACCGACUGCAGAAUUCAAGACAUGCUCCUAUGACGGGCCGAGUGCACCGAGAUGAUGUAAAGGAAGCCAGACCCUGGACAUUAUUUCCGCAUUGUGCUUCUUAAAUGAAGGCUACGUGACAGGGAUGCUCAAUCCAGCAGAAGCUUCGCAGCUAACCCCCGACUUUUAAUGAGAGCCUUUAGCGACCUUCCCAGUGCAUUUGUUGUUAUUUUCGGCCAUCGACUCCUUCGAUUGCAGCUCUAGCUUCCUGUCCACCUGUUCCCUGACUCUCAAGCAUCACUCACCCCAAGAGGUCGCCCGGUCUCCGUCUUGUCACCCGUCCCCGAUAUACACACAUCUUCCAGCCACUGGCCGCGACCACGAUAGAAACAUGCACAGCGGCUAUUCGUAAAGCCCACCACCACCACAACCACAACCGACCACCCCUAGCGCUAAACGACUUGUCGCCGCCACUCCUUUACAGCACACACCACACCACCAACCACACCACCCGACCGCCUCCCUUUCUUGUCCCACGACAACCACCCGGAACCACUCACGUGUGACCGCAUCGUGUGACGUCGGCGAGCCCCUUUGUGCGACACCAAAUAUCGGGAGGGAUUGCGAAACAAAACGGUCGGGUCUCUAGGGGUGCGCAGUGGCGGGCAGAUGGGGAACUGGCAUCGCGACACUUUGCUUUGAUGGAGACCGUUAUUCAGGACCACUCUCCCCUCGACGAAUAUCUGCACGGUCAGUCCAUCUUUUUACUCUUCCGGCCACAACAAACAAAAUGGCAUCCUGGGCAAUACUGAUACCCCUAUUCAUCACAGACCAAGGCGACAAACAGCUGGACUGGAGCACGCCCGAGGUCUCAGAGCACGAUGUGUCGCCGCCAUCGAGCCCGUCCUUUGCUCCGGUAGGACGUCCGACCAUCAAGAAGCGCUUUCGGAGUAAGAUUCCGGAUCCGCUGCGGCUGGAUGUCCCGCGGAACAGAACAAGCAGGCUGGGGUCGCUACAUCUUUCAUACUCGAAGGCUGUAGCAUCGAGAAUAGAUCGGGCCGACAACCUCAAGUUUAUCGAGCAGUUCAGAUACACCAUCGUCGCCUCACAACUAUUAGCUGGGCACUCGAUUACGGGGAACUACAACUACUUCAACCGAAAUAGGGAUGCGUCGGAUGUUCCGCAGAACGUGGUGGUUCCAACGUCAACGGGAAUAUUAAUAACGGCUACGGGCGCCCUGGUAGUAGCGUGUGUGAUUCGAUGGGUGUACAUGGGAGGAUAUGCCCAGUUGACAAAGGGGAAGAUUGCAUUCACGACGGUGGUGCUUGUUGGGUUCGGUCUGGUGGCGCACUUCUACAUCCGCCAGCAGUGGAUACGAUAUCUUAGGAAUCAGGCACUGGCCGAGGUGUCUGCAUUCGUGGCCAAGUCGCAAGACUUUGAUGGUGUCUCGAGCGCGGCGCUGUCCCUUAUCCAGGAGGUGGAGCUCGUCUCAAGGGGCUACAGGCUACUACGGAAGACGCUAAAGGCCCGUUUGGCUGAGAUGAUCAAGACGUACAUCAAAGUGUCAUCAGUGAUCAAGGGAUUUUCAGAGCAGCUGGAUAUCGAAAAGUUCCACGAUGUCUAUGAUAUCAGCGAUUUUGAUAUCUCUGAUGCUAUGCAGGGUUUCUCGGAUCGCGAGUUUGACGAUCCAGAGUCUGUCAAGACACUGAAAAUUGCAGCUGCCAGGUUUCAUACCAUCAGGAAGAUUUUCCUGUGCUCGUUGCUCGCUUUGGAGGCUACCGGAGACAACACGGACUUUUUGCGGUGGUCAACGGCUGUCGAGAGCCUUCGUGCCCUGACCGAGGCGACGGACGAGGGUUUGUUCAAGGUCCGGCAAAUCCUCGACGAGGAAGAGACUUUCCCCACGGUUCAAGAGUCCAAAUUCCCAUUAUCACCAAACCGAGAGAGGCGACGAUCUCAGUUUCAAAAACUCAACUCUUUGUCCACGGGCAUCCGUGGACUUCAAGCCAAGCUCGCGUUGUUACGAGAGGAGUCUGAGAGAACACUCAACGAGGCCGAAGACGUGUCUGAGCUGGGUCUGAAUCUCAUGGCCCAGUAUGAGUCCAUUGGUCAGGACCUCAAGCUCCUGCAACAAGCUUGGGAGGAGGGCAAAGCAGCGCUGGCAUCGGGUAUCGACCGGAACGAGAAGCGACUCUCUUCCAUCAGCACCAUGCUAUCACCGGCAACAUCUCUGAGCGGCCUCACCACUGUCGAGGAAGGUGGGGCCUUGGAAGCGUUCAAGGCUCUUACCGGCGAAUCACCGAGCAGUUCGAGCUUUGGGAGCGCUAAGGGUGACGACGAAGCCGAAGUCUUCGAGGCUGUUUCUCUCCCACCAACACGGCCUCGAAGCAUGCUCACCAGAGAAGAGCGCAUCGCCAGGAUGAAGGAGGAACGGGAGAGACGAGAGUCCAUCAGGCAAGACGCCGAUGCCAGUCGAGGCAUGCUCAAGGAGCUUGAAAUGGUCAUCAACCUCCGGCCCAAACGAUCCACCAUGCCCGCCCCAGCGCGCGUAUCAUUAUGA